AUGUUGUGGUCUUUACUUGCCGUCAACGCGCUGAUGACGCACCAUGUCUUUGCACAGAACAUGCUUCGUUUUGCAUGCUCGCAGCUGACCGUCGAGCGGGCCGACCCACUCAUGGAACCGGUCCAAUUCGACCCUCCUUUGCGGUCAACAUGCACAUCUUGCACCUACAGCGAGGACUUUAGUAACUAUUGGACCGCAUCAUUAUACUUCCGCUCCCCUGACAACGGUACAUUCCAACAUGUGCCGCAAUUUGCCAACGUUGGGCUUCAGCAGGACGGUGGGAUGACGAUUUAUUACAUGCCAUACUCUGCCAAGAACAAUAAGAUGACAGCUUUCAGGCCAGGGUUCCGCAUGAUUGCUGGCGACCCCUUGGCCAAGAAGCCAAAUGGUGCGAGCAUCUGCCACCGAUGCCUGGGUAACGGUGAGGGCUUUGCUCCGUGCGAUUCAAAGGACACUGCAGAGCUGCCGAAGAAAUACUGUCCAGGUGGCAUCCGGGCAACAGUAAUUUUUCCGUCAUGCUGGGACGGUGUUAAUCUUGACUCGCCCGAUCACAAAAGCCAUGUCGCGUACUCUAAUGGCGGCGGCCUGGGAUCACCAAACUGUCCCAGCACGCAUCCAGUCGCUAUCCCACAGGUCAUGUACGAGAUUAUGUGGGACACUGGACGAUAUAAGAAUAACGCAUGGUAUGCCAAUGGCAAGCAACCCUUUGUGUACAGCUUUGGAGAUGGUACUGGAUAUGGUCAGCACGGCGACUAUCUCUUCGGCUGGAAAGACGACUCUUUACAGAGGGCUAUGGACGCUCUGCCAAGUGGAAAGUGUGCCAACGCCAACUGCCAGGUUUUGAAAAUACAGUCUGCGCAAGACUCGAUGAAGUGCAAAAAGGCUCAGCAGGCAGUUGAGGAUGUUGGAAUGAGCGGGAAUUGGCUAAAGGAACUUCCUGGUGGUAUGCCGGUUGUCUACUGA
Molecule: messenger RNA, 963 nt
Organism: Exserohilum turcica Et28A
Lineage: Eukaryota; Fungi; Ascomycota; Dothideomycetes; Pleosporales; Pleosporaceae
Exons: 3
Coding region: 1-963 (320 amino acids)
Source: RefSeq, a predicted model, not a curated record